UGAAGUGGAACGAGGGCGUUAGUGUGUGUGGUGAAGUGGAGUGAAGUGUAUCACCUUCAGGAGUCUGCUAGAGAACGUCGCGGAUGCCGAGGAACCGGGAAACAUGAGGAAAAGAAAGGGUGCGCUGGGGUCCCGCAGGCGGCCGCGGCGCUACGCCCAUAUCAAAGAAGGACUGCCAUUCAGUGAACAUAGUCUACUCUAUGCGAGGUGUUAGCUGCUACGAAGCUGGCCGCCAUGAAUUUGAUCAACAUGGACGCGGAGAACCGCGUCGUCCUAAACGUCGGGGGCAUCCGCCACGAGACAUACAAGGCGACGCUCAAGAAGAUCCCGGCGACGCGGCUGUCCAGGCUCACGGAGGCACUCGCCAACUACGACCCCAUCCUCAACGAGUACUUCUUCGACCGCCACCCUGGAGUCUUCGCCCAGGUCCUCAACUACUACAGAACGGGGAAGCUUCACUAUCCAACGGACGUGUGCGGACCCUUGUUCGAGGAGGAGUUGGAGUUCUGGGGGUUGGAUGCCAACCAGGUGGAGCCUUGCUGUUGGAUGACCUACACGCAGCAUCGAGACACCCAGGAGACCCUUGCUGUUCUGGACAGGCUGGACCUGGACACAGACAAGCCGAGUGACGAGGAGAUGGCCAGGAAGUUCGGGUUCGAGGAGGACUACUUCCAGGGCACACUCUCCUGGUGGCAGAGGCUCAAGCCGCAACUUUGGUCCCUCUUUGACGAGCCUUACUCCUCCAACACUGCCAAAAUGAUCGGGAUAAUCUCGGUGUUCUUCAUCUGCGUGUCGAUCUUGUCGUUCUGUCUCAAGACUCAUCCCGACAUGAGGGUUCCAGUGAUUGUCAAUAUCACGGUCAACACGUCUCACAACACGGCCGGCUGGACCCUGGACAAGACACAGACCAACGCGCACGUCGCCUUCUUCUACAUCGAGUGUGUCUGCAACGCGUGGUUCACUCUGGAGAUCCUGAUACGCUUCGUCGCUUCUCCCAACAAGUGCGACUUCAUCAAGGCGUCCGUCAACAUCAUAGACUACAUCGCCACUCUCAGCUUCUACAUAGAUCUGACUCUGCAGCGAUACGCGUCGCACCUCGAGAACGCGGACAUUUUAGAGUUCUUUUCGAUAAUAAGAAUCAUGAGACUGUUCAAGCUCACGAGACACUCUUCGGGUCUCAAGAUCCUCAUACAAACGUUUCGCGCGUCGGCGAAAGAACUCACCCUUUUAGUGUUCUUCUUAGUGUUGGGUAUAGUGAUCUUCGCGAGUUUAGUUUACUACGCGGAGAGGAUACAGGCGAACCCCCACAACGACUUUAAUAGUAUCCCGCUGGGCCUGUGGUGGGCACUGGUCACCAUGACGACGGUGGGCUACGGUGACAUGGCGCCUAAGACGUAUGUGGGAAUGUUCGUGGGAGCUCUGUGCGCGCUGGCGGGAGUGCUGACGAUAGCGCUGCCCGUACCAGUCAUCGUCUCCAACUUCGCCAUGUACUACUCGCACACGCAGGCGAGGGCCAAGCUGCCCAAGAAGAGACGUAGAGUGUUGCCGGUGGAGCAGCCACGGGGCCCUAGACUGCCCGGACAGGCCGCCACACCCGCGGGAGGGCCCGGGGGCCCUGGCAUACCCGGCACCACCCCCACGGGGGGCCCCGUCUCCGUGCAAAACCGACGGAUGAAUGCCAUUAAAGCGAAUCACCCGAAAGACAUUAUGGGACCAAAAAUGGAAAAUGAGCGCCGAAACUCAAACUUUCGUACGAAUGGAACGAAAAGUGCGCAAUUGGUCGGGGAUUCCAAUGGGUAUGACCAUGACCUUGAACCCCAACGGUGUAGGAGUGAAGGUCGAACCCGUCAAGAGCGCCCUCGGACCCUCGAUACUUCAGGCUUGAUGUCAUAGGUUGUGUGUACCUUAAGAAACUAUUAACUAAAUAGGUGCUGAAAUUCUAUUAACAUAUUUUUUCUUCAAUGUUGAAAUGAGUUCUAAAGUUUAUAUUUUUCUCACGCUCAGACGUUUUACACAUUAGUGGUUAAGAGGGAAUUUACGAGCGAAUGUGACAAUUGUGUGAAAGUUUUUGAUUAAGAGUGGAAGAUUUUAGAUUUAAAAGUGGUUGCGGGUACGUAGUGCGUGUUGAAUAAGUUUGUAAAAUGAACACAUAAACACAAAAACGUAUAACAAUGUUAUUAGCAACACACAUAAUAGGAUUUUCAGAUGUUAUUCUAGAAAAGCUUCUGUAUUCAUAAAACUUAAAUCCAUUAUUAUUCAUUUUAGACAUAUACGCCCUACAGGCAACCUAUAAUUCUUCAUAAUUUGAAUCUGGACUUGAGGUUAGCAUACUUUUGCUUUGAUAUUGUACCUUACAAAUUAAAUAGCGCUUUACAGAGUGUUACAAAUGUUGAAAUAAAAACAUUCACCUGAAUACACAAUCACAUGAAGCCAUGAAAUAAAAACACACUAUACUACAUCAGAAGAGAAAUUCAAUGUAAAUUUUGUAAAGUAAUACGAGCGUUUAAAACGUGUUCGGAUUCGUAUCCCGUAAGGCAUCGUAUUAUACAUCGUACUAUAAAUAGGCUCAAAAUCGUCGACGUUGAUUACCAUUUGUCAAAAACUGAAUCAAAUAUAUAAAUCUAAAUUAAUUUUUGGACUAGAAUAAUAUUUGUUUAGUUCGUUGUUU
This is a messenger RNA of Macrosteles quadrilineatus (aster leafhopper), 2668 nucleotides long. RefSeq names its product potassium voltage-gated channel protein Shaw-like. NCBI's taxonomy places the organism in Eukaryota, Metazoa, Arthropoda, Insecta, Hemiptera, Cicadellidae. The transcript has 8 exons. The record is from RefSeq and is a predicted model, not a curated record. Gene Ontology annotation, biological process: protein homooligomerization; potassium ion transmembrane transport. Gene Ontology annotation, molecular function: delayed rectifier potassium channel activity; protein binding. The coding region runs from base 235 to 1893 and encodes 552 amino acids. Gene Ontology annotation, cellular component: neuronal cell body membrane; axon; dendrite membrane.